Messenger RNA from Aureobasidium musti, 393 nucleotides. Lineage: Eukaryota; Fungi; Ascomycota; Dothideomycetes; Dothideales; Saccotheciaceae. The record is from the annotation of a GenBank genome assembly.
AUGUCGACUUCGAUAUACAACCCAUCACAAGAUUUGCGUAGAAGCUCAACGACAUCGCGUCAUCGUCGCUCAUCAGUAUCUCUGCACUCGACACCUGGUCUCGGUCUCAUCAAAACAAUCUCACGGGAUCUGGUUCACGGCUGGCACACACCCACAGCUUUACAGAAGGAACGUCCCAGUUCACCAUCUUUGGCUCCUGCAUCUCGAGCUUACAAGCCCCGACAUGCUGCACGAGAUGCCAUGAAGAGCUUUACACCUGUUGCAUCGCACCAAGCCGAUACCGCCCAAGAAGCCGCAAACUCGUAUUUCGGAAACCCGAAGCAGAGUUUCAUCACCACGCUCUCGACAAGAUUCUCUAGCGCCUAUCUCUCCCAUCACGGCAGAUGCGACUAA